GAUCUUUGUGAGGACAUGCUGCCCUCUAGUGGUGGAUUCAUGAGGUGCACAUCCUCAAAUUCUCUGGAAGACAUCUGCCAGGCAAACAAACCCUCCAAGCUUACAUGCUCCGUCAUAGAGCCAAACUCUGACCCUGUCCUGCAUACUAAGACCGACUCCUGCAGCAGUGUGGUGCCUCGCUAUUGUGACUGCAACGCUUUCUGUGAUACUGCAAGUCAGUUUUAUGCCAUAAGGAUCGGUAUUAGCGGAGCUUCUGUUAAAAUUGAGAUCCUAAAAAUGAUGUUAUUAGGAGGCGGUAUCGCCGGCAUGUGUAAUGACAACACAUCAGGGUCUUUCUGCCAGGAUUUUUCAAAAUACUACAAGAGGGCUCAUUUGGAUUGCCACGGGACACAGCAGAGGUUGUACAGCUGCAUGGUGAUACUGGAAAUGUCUGGACCAGUUGACGGUUGCUCCUUGAGGACCUUUCUGCAUCAAGUCAUCGACCAGAGAGAUAGCAUAACAAUCGAGAGUCCACUUACUCGGAUGAUGGUUUGUGGUUCUUCUGGUUUGACUGUGCAAACUCUGUUGGCGUCCAAAUUGACCUGGGUUGCCAGUGACCUGCAGACCACUGACGUCUGCCAACCUGACCCCACUUUGCUGAAAUGUGAGCCAAGUGAGAGCCUUGCUGUUCUUCUGACUGACAGCUGCACUCCAGAGCCUCUUACCACCCAACAAAGUACAACUUUGACCAACAACAACAUCACUACAACACCAGGAACUUCACCACCAUCUGUUACUAACACAACUGGACAAACUUACACAACAGAUGGGAAUACUACAGCAGUUCCACUGACAAAUGUGUCACAAGCAACAGCUCAGCCUAACACGACAACUCCACUCACAACUGUUGACAAUGCAAACUCUUCAACAACAGCCGUUACACAAAACACGACAUGGACCACCCCUGACAGUAAAGCUGUACAAAAUACAACUUUGUCCACAAACACAACGUUAUUAACGACCACUGGAACGGCAAAAUUGCAAAACACAACCACAGCAAAUAAAAAUGUGACAGCUCCAGAAAACACAACAUCACAGAGCAACACAACUGCUUUUACUGAUACAACCCUUAAAACAUCCACAGUGUCUCCAAAUGACACAACCGUGCACAAUGUAACUACAGCCAGAACAUCUACACCAUCUCUUAAUAACAAAACGGUUAACAAUAUAACUACACCUGAGACAUCCACAACGUCCACCAAUCAAACAACAGCCAAUGUGGUCACUACACCUGAAACGUUUACAUCUUCUGUAAACAAUACAACAGUCUACAACGCGACUACAGCUAACACGUCUACACAGUCACCAAGUAACACAACAGGCAGCAACUCAGUUAUAAAUAACACAUUUACAACUCCUCCGAUUGACACAACAAUCAACAAUGUAACUACAACUGACAGAGUUACACCUACUACAAGUAAUACGACAGUCUACAACGUAACAACAGCAAACCCGUUAACCACUUCUCCACAUGGUUCAACAAUCAACAAUGUAACUACAGCCGACACACUUACACCUCUUCCAAAUGUUACAACAUCCAACAAUGUAACUACAGCCAACACACCAACAUCUUCUCCAAAUGCUACAACAUCCAAAAAUGUAACUACAGCCAUCACACCAACAUCUUCUACGAGUGAUACGACAGUGUACAAUGUAACUACAGCCAACACACUUACACCUCCUCCAAAUGAUACAGCUAUCAACAAUGUAACUACAGCCGUCACACUGACAUCUUCUCCAAAUGCUACAACAGUUUACAAUGUAACUACAGCUAUCACACUUACACCUCCUCCAAAUGAUACAGCUAUCAACAAUGUAACUACAGUCGUCACACCGACAUCUUCUCCAAAUGAUACAACUAUCAACAAUGUAACUACAGUCAGUCCAAUGACACCUUCCCCAACUGAUACCACAGUCUACAAUGUAACUACAGCUGAACAAUCUACACAUUCACCAAGUAACACAACACAUAACAACUCAGUUAUAACCACAUCAUUUACACCUCCUCCAAAUGUUACAACAACCAACAAUGUAACUACAGCCAACCCACUGACACCUUCUCCAAGUGACACAACAGUGAAUAAUGUAACUUCAGCUGUCACAUUCACAUCUCCAAAUGAAACAACACAGCCCAACGUCACGACAACAAGUGAUACGAUAGUUAGCACAGUUACACCGUCACCCAGUAACACAACAGAGAACAGUGUAACUGCAGCAAACAACAAUAGGACACUGGUCAAUAGUUCCUUUACCAGUAAUUCAACAGGUAACACAUUCACACCAACUCCCAAUAACACCGUCACAUACAACAGUACAUCUCCGACCAACAACCAUACAACAGUCUCUAACAUUAACACAACGCAGCAGAACUCAACAAUCGAUGGUGACGACAGGAACCUGCACAAUGGGUCAGUUACAACAAGUAGUCCAACAACCUCCAUGUUUACAGCUUCUCCAAAUCACACUGUAGGGAACAAUGUAACUACACCCAACACAUUUACACCUCUACCAACUGAUACAUCCCUGUUUAAUGUAUCUACAACUGACUCAUUUACACCUUCUCCAAAUCAUACAACGGUAUACAACUUAACUACAGCAAACAACAAUGUUUCAACUACAACAGUUAACUCAACAAUCGCCCCAUUUACAGCUACUCCCAACAACACUGUAGAGUUCAAUGCAACUACAUUGCCCAACAAUCACACAACUGUGUACAACUUAACUACAGCAAACAACAAUGGUUCAACUACAACAGUUAAUUCAACAAUCACCCCAUUUACAGCUACUCCCAACAACACUGAAGAGUUCAAUGCAACUACAUCUCCCAACAAUCACACAACAGUGUACAACUUAACGACAGCAAACAACAAUGUUUCAACUACAACAGUUAACUCAACAAUCACCCCAUUUACAGCUACUCCCAACAACACCAUAGAGUUCAAUGCUACUACAUUGCCCAACAAUCACACAACAGCUUCUAACAAUUUCACAACAGUGUACAACCUGACUACAGCAGAAACCCUUAUAAACAGUUCAACUCAAACGAUGAACACAACUAUCAGCCCUUUUACAACUUCACCUAAUUCCACUGUAAUGCCCAAUGUCACCACAACUACAAUCAAUAACACAACAACAGCUGGGACUACAACUGCUACCACUGUAUCGUACAAUGUCACCACUACACACAGUGGGGAAAUACAACAAAACACGAGUGUUUCUCAGACAAAUGUGACAGAACCUGCAGAUUCAAGACAAGGUAAUGAAACAACAACUACAGCGCCUGUUGUCGGUAACAUCACUGAACCGACAGUUGUUCCAACGAACAACCAGACUCAAAAUCACACCCUGGUGACACUUCCUGACAAUAUCACCAACCAAACUGACACCAACUCCACCGCAGCUCCAACUGAUGCCAGUCCCACUCUUGAGCCCAAUACAACAACAGGAAUCAACAUGAGUUCAACUACGACCAGUUCAACCACAGUCGUCAAUUCAACAACCAACGAACCAGGAGUUAUAGCAACAACGACAACAGCUGGGAAUGUAUCUACAACGUCAACCACAACCAUCGCAGCUACUACACCUACGCUUGUGACCGAGAUUAACAACACUACUGCACAGCUUUCAACAACUUCUGCAACAACUCUUGGAACCACAACCCUUACCAGCACAACCACAACAAAACCUGGUGAUGGGACUACAAUCACAACCACAGUGGACCCCAAUCAAAGCCAGGAGGAACAGGCAAACCUGCUGCUGAACCAAACACAGAAUGCAGCACAGCUCGACUCAUCUCAGGUGGAACAGGCUGUUGGGCAGCUAGAGAAUCUUCUGGAGGGCCCCACUGUUUCUGAGUCAGUGGGUGGAAAGGCCAUCAACAUUGUCGCCAACCUGAUGGAGGGCGAUUCAGCGGCCCUGUCUGGAUCCUCUAACAGGCUGAUUCAAGUGGUGGACGAUCUCGGCCUGAAGCUGGUCGUGAAUGGAGACCGAGCAAUCCUCUCUUCAAACUCGCUGGUGCUGGCCGUGAGGACCGUGGAUGGGACUAACUUUCCAGCAACAUCAGUGAACAUCUUCAACACAGAUAAUGUGCAGCUCCGUGCCAACAGCAGAUCUCGCUCCAAGCGGUCAGACUCAGCCCUGGGGUCGGUAUCCCUCCCCUCCUCUCUAACCUCAGGCCUCAGUCCUGAGCAGCAGCAGCAGGCCAACAGGCUCCAGUUCACCUUCUACACCAAGCCUACCCUCUUCCGGGAUACAUCACUGAAUAAUCGAACCCUGGUCAGUCCAGUCCUGGGCUCCAGCGUAGCCAAUCUGUCGAUAAGCAACCUGAGAGAGAACGUCCAGUUUACCAUCAGAAACAUCAACCCCAUACAUGAGAAUCAUUCGGCCUCCUGUGUGUUCUGGGACUCCACUCAGAACGGAGGUCGAGGCGGCUGGAGCUCUAACGGCUGCUUUGUUGUCAACACCACAGCGGAGAAGACGAUCUGCAGCUGCAACCAUCUCACAGCUUUUGCAAUACUGCUGGAUUUGUCCAGAGAGGGAUUAGUUGACCGUCAACAUGCACAAAUUCUUACUUUCAUCACCUACAUCGGCUGUGGAAUCUCAGCUAUUUUCCUCGCUGUCACCUUAUUGACGUAUCUGUCAUUUGAUAAGCUGCUCAGAGAUAUCCCCGCCAAGAUCCUCGUCCAGCUCUGCAUGUCCCUCUUCCUCCUCAACCUGGUCUACCUGCUGGAUGGCUGGCUGGCGCUCUACCCGGCCGUGGGUCUGUGCAUUAGCACCGCCUUCUUCUUGCACUACUUCCUGCUGACAUCAUUCACAUGGGCGGGGCUUGAGGCUCUGCACUUGUACCUCAGCGUGAUCCAGGUGUUCACCCCCUACCUGAGUAGAUACAUGCUGAAGUUCUCCCUGAUGGGCUGGGGCAUUCCUCUGAUUGUGGUGAUCAUUGUGAUAGCAGUGGACAAAGACAACUAUGGCCUCGUUACCUAUGGAAGAUACACAGACGGCACUUCAGAUGACUUCUGCUGGCUGCGUAACGACAUCGCCUUCUACGUGGGCGUGGUGGCCUACUUCCUCCUGAUAUUCAGCCUGUGUCUGGUGGUCUUCAUCAUGGUCAUGGUCCAGCUAGCCCGCAUCAAGAAGCAGAACCCCCAGAACCAGGCUCCUAACAGGAGCAUGAUGACGGACCUGCGCAGCAUCGCCGGCCUCGUCAUCCUGCUCGGCCUCACCUGGGGGUUCGCCCUGUUCGCCUGGGGGCCCCUCUACCUGCCGUUUGUUUACCUGUUCUCCAUAUUCAACUCUUUACAAGGUUUCCUCGUCUUUAUUUUCCACUGUGCUAUAAAAGAGAACGUCCGUAAGCAGUGGAGGACGUAUCUCUGCUGUGGGAGACUACGAUUGGCUGAAAACUCAGAAUGGAGUCGCACAGCAACCCAGAACAACAGGAAUUCAUCCCUUGCUACAGCAUCCAGCUCAGUUCCUCCCUUCACCUCCAGAAGCUCCUCAGUCACCAGCGAUGCUACUCAAGGCAGCGACUCUGUGUUUCUAGACAGCGGAAUAUCCGACGGCUCCAGCAGCGAUGUUGUCCUCAACGAGAUCCACAGAAGACAUCAGGCACUGCGUGCGGGAGCAGACUGAGAACCACGUCAAGCUUUCAGUAUCAGUAUCAGUAAUUAUCUAGUGUUAGAGAGCCGAGAGGACAGUCUAAGAUAACUAGUGAUCUCCUGCAUCGUGAAAGGUAAACACAGGAGUAGUAAAUGCUAACAGGGCCAAGUAAGGUAACAUGAAGGACAGAAGGUAACAUGAAGGACAGAAGACGAAGGAAAAGCUAGACUGAAGGAUGUUAUGUGUAAGGCCGGAGAUAUGCUUGCUACUAACUAAGCUAACAUUAACACAUGAUGAUUUAGUGGCCUUACAUGCCACCUGUGUUACUGCAGCUUUGGUCUCCGCACCAUGUGUCACCAUGUUGUCCCCACACAUCUGGUAGUUGUACAUGGCCUGAGCUUUAAGGAGCCUCCAACAACACACGUAGUUCACAGGCACGUAUGUUUUCAAUUACGCUCAUGUCACGGCUGGUCGUGUUCGUGAACGUAAAGCUCCACAUCGAGUAUAUCUCCGGCCUGAACAUCAUUAUGGCUUCCUUCCUUUCUACAUGAGAGUUGAAUAACGUACAGCACUUAUAAGUGAAGUGUCGAGGAGGUGUGUUUAUGACUGAAGACUUGCAUUAUUUCACUGUUACAGCUGUGACUCAGUGUUUUUGCUGAAUAUUUAGCUUGUUUCAAAGCUCUUAGUGUUACCUCUAUACUUUGAAUGUAAUACUAAUCUUAUUUGAGUCUGCAAGAUAAGCUGUGCUAUGUUUGAGAUACAGGGUAACAUUUAUAUAAUAGCCUAGAACAAUCACUGACGGCCAAGUUCCACUGGUUUCGUGUCCAGUCCGUCUCUGAUCCGCCAUGGCACAGGAGCUGAUAGGUUUCUAUUCUAGUCAAUGUGUUAACUUCCACUGGAUCCGCUCUG
This is a messenger RNA of Notolabrus celidotus (New Zealand spotty), 6543 nucleotides long. RefSeq names its product adhesion G protein-coupled receptor G2a (gene adgrg2a). Gene Ontology annotation, cellular component: membrane. Gene Ontology annotation, molecular function: G protein-coupled receptor activity. The coding region runs from base 16 to 5667 and encodes 1883 amino acids. NCBI's taxonomy places the organism in Eukaryota, Metazoa, Chordata, Actinopteri, Labriformes, Labridae. The record is from RefSeq and is a predicted model, not a curated record. Gene Ontology annotation, biological process: cell surface receptor signaling pathway; adenylate cyclase-activating G protein-coupled receptor signaling pathway. The transcript is spliced from 24 exons.